Messenger RNA from Microthlaspi erraticum, 453 nucleotides. Lineage: Eukaryota; Viridiplantae; Streptophyta; Magnoliopsida; Brassicales; Brassicaceae. The record is from the annotation of a GenBank genome assembly.
AUGAAAACACGGCGGCAGAAUAGCGUCUCCGGAGUUCGUCUUACUAACAUCAUCAGCCGGGGCAAUACACGAUCGAAGACCGCGGAGAACUCAUCAUGGCCGAUCCCAAUUGAUGUCAUGAUCGAGAUAUUCUCGACCCUUCCGUUGGAGUCUAUAGCUACAUGUCGUUACGUAUCGAAGCUCUGGUACUCCAUACUCCUCCGUCCAGAUUUCACCGAGCUCUUCUUGAGAAGGUCUUGUUCCACAAGCCCUAAGCUAUUGUUCGCAUGCAGAAAAAACAGGGACGUGUUCUUCUUCACGUCACCUCAGCCUCAAAAUCCAGAUGAGAACUCGUCUUCUGUAGUGGUCAGUAAUCAUAUGAAGUUCUCGUUUCAUGGUUCCCAUAGAAAAACUUUACCAUGUCCAUGUAGAGAAACAGCACCGAUAGUGCUUAGCACUAGCCCAAGACCGUAA